AUGUUUAAUAACCUAAGGCGAUAUCGAAGUAGCCGAAGAAUUAAAAUAUGGAAUACUGGUGCACCAUACAAAUGUCAUCUUGUAUAUUUAAGUUCAAAUAAUGAAAAUCAUCAAAAAAUUAAUUUCGAAGACAACGCAAAUAUAAAACCAAGUUCAAUCAAGAAUAAAGUAUCAGAGUUUUUGAUUAACUUAAUAAAACAAGAGACCAAACUAUUAGCAGAUGCGUUAAUUAUUAGGGAAUCUGAGAUACCAGAAAAUAAUAGAGUUACUAAUGACGUCGUCUUUGAAGUAGAAUACUCCAAGCUAGAUACGAAAAUAAAAGAAGAUAUGGAAAGAACAGCAGAUACAUAUAAUAAGCUUGUUCUUAUACUUACUUAUAGCCCUAUUGUAAUACAUCCACUGAUUUAUAUUAAUUUUGUCAACCAUGUCACAACAUCGCUUCAAAACGAUACCAAAAAAAUGAUACUCAGGCGAUUAGCAUACCACAGAAAAUUUGAAGAAUGCUGGAAGAUUGCCCUUAAUAGCAUUGAGACUUUAAAUGAUGUUGAUGAAUACAUAGAAACCAUGACUGAUGAACUAAAACAAAAUAAUAAUCUUGCAUUUGGGAUUUUUGAGCUUUUGUCUGCCUGUGAUAAAAUAGUCUCAAAUCCUAGCCUAAAACAUACAAUAAUUGAAACUAUAUGUCAUAGUAAUGAUCUCGACAAGGAUACAUUUUUUACAAGUUUGGAAUAUAAAAAUGAACUUGACAACUUUGAGACACUAGAUGCAUUAGAGAAUGCAAAAGCAAAAUACUCACGUAGCACUAACCCAUAUUUUCGCCUUUUGUAUUUCAAAAGGAGAAUUGAGUUGGCCUUAACAGCUGACACAAAUUGCAUUAAAAGUGUUCAGGUACAAGCGGCAGUGAAGGAUAUUCUACAAAAUAAGGAAAUCGUUGAAAGGCAAGGUUGGAUAUCUUCUAUUUUAUCAUCCUCGUAUGUUGAAUGUUUGAAUAACGACAUUAAUUUGAUUCAAGAUGCAUAUUCAAUAUCUGAAAAGCCUGAGAGUUUGUUUUUUGAGCACUUCUUUGAAGAAUAUUCGAAGUAUGGCUAUAUCCGAGUGAACGACUACGACUUUUUGCAUAUAUUACAAUACUUAAAACCAAAACAUAUAAAAGCUACAUAUUUGCUUUAUAAAAUGAGUUUUAAUAUGAACUCUUCUCAAUUGAAUUCGCAUAUAAUCAAUUAUUUAACAAGGAUGAUACUCACUACUAAGGAUGUUGAUGUAAUGACUACGAAUAUCGUAGAUUCCUACAACUUAAUUAAUGAUGAUAUAUUAACAUCCUCUCUAGUUGCCAUAUUUAAAAAUUCAAAAGAGCAUUUCAAAUUGAUAGCAAACAAAAUAAAGGGCAGUAAAGGUAAUACCAAUAAAUCGAAGAUUCUUGCUGACUUCAUAAACAAAAUAGCAUUCAACAAGGAAGAAAAUCAAAUUUCGUUCGAUUCUUUAAUGUAUAUAUUGAAAUGCUUUAAUAAGUCUGAUCUUGCUUCUGAAAUCGUCCUUACAUUGUUGCCAAAAAUGAGAAAGGCAGAAAUCGACCAAAAUAUAAGCAUAAGCUUUUACAUGUAUAUCAUACAAAAUAUUCGGGUAUCUAGUUAUGUUUUAGUUGAAAUGGCAAGGAAUUUUCUAUUAAAAGAAAGAAUAUUUGAUGAAAAGCUCAUAACAGAAUUUUUAUCAACACUCUUGCAUAGGGUGUGGAACAAAGAACAAAUCAUGAAACGCAACAACCGUGAAAAGCAAUCUGAUGAUUUUCAAGAGCUUUUUAAACUUGCAAGUAAAAAAGAAAGGGCUAGGUUUCAUAAUCGAAUCCGUGCCUUAGGUCAAACAUUAUCAUUGUUGGAAACAAAAGAGACUGCUAUGGUUUUCAAUACACUUUACAAAUUCAUCUUUAGUAAUUCAUUUCAGUUUGUUGCUUCCGAUUACGGCAAAAAGUAUAUUGUCGACAGCUUGAUAGAGGAAACUAUGAGGUUCAUAAAUAAGGCUAAUAAGGAGACACCGAAGGCAGGAAUCAUUAAGAUGCGUGAUUUACUUGGAGAGCUUUGCUUUGAUUCGCGUUCUGUACAAUGUGCGCUUUAUAAGUAUAUGGUAGAGGAUGACCCUAUGAAGUGCAUUAAGCUUCUUCACACAUAUGAGAACAAUAAGUCAUAUUUAACAAAUGAUGUCAUGAGGUCGAUCAUGUCAGGAAUACUACAUUCUCCCAGAUUGAACGAUAAAGAAAAGCUUCAUCUAUUCAAGUAUUUUAGAACUGAAUUACUUAACCUUAAUUUCAAAAGUACUAUCCACCCAAGCACAGCAGUUGAACUAUUGAAUCUUGUUAUUAGUAUCGCGGAAAAGGAUCCGAUUAAAUCAAUAGAUUCUAUGGGAUGGGUGUUGGACUUUGCGAACAAGAAAAGAAUUCCCAAAUCCAUCAUUGCUAAAUUUGCACGAAGAUUAAAGCUUCAUCAAGAUUCGCUCCCACUCUCUAUACGAAAAGCAAUAAUAAAUGACCUUGACAAAUAUAAAUGA
Messenger RNA from Debaryomyces fabryi, 2538 nucleotides. RefSeq lists its product as uncharacterized. The transcript has a single exon. Lineage: Eukaryota; Fungi; Ascomycota; Pichiomycetes; Serinales; Debaryomycetaceae. The record is from RefSeq and is a predicted model, not a curated record. The coding region runs from base 1 to 2538 and encodes 845 amino acids.